Molecule: messenger RNA, 393 nt
Organism: Gilbertella persicaria
Lineage: Eukaryota; Fungi; Mucoromycota; Mucoromycetes; Mucorales; Choanephoraceae
Exons: 3
Coding region: 1-327 (108 amino acids)
Source: RefSeq, a predicted model, not a curated record
AUGCCUUCGGUCUCGACGACCAAACAGCUGAACUCUAAUCGCUUCAGUCUCGUAAACGAUUCUUCGAGGCUACAGCCAAAAACUCCAUUGUCAUCGCUACUAUAUCCUAAUGGACUCAGCCUUCGUACCAGAAUCAUUGGUCAAAAGCAGCACUCUGUCGACAUUAGUUUUCGAACCACUAAAGAACUUGAAGAGGCCCUGAACAAAGAGUUCAUCCUGCAUGACCGACGUAUUCAGGUGAACCGCAUUUUCGAGAAAGACUCUACUAUUGUCAGAGUGGGCAUUUCUAACAUCCCUUUCGAGGACGAGGUUUUUUUUGAAGCCUAAUUGGAAAUCGGUCUCCGCCAUACCACAGAUGGUUAUUGGUUUACAGGAAGAGGAUUUGUUGCUUUG